Molecule: messenger RNA, 3440 nt
Organism: Diatraea saccharalis (sugarcane borer)
Lineage: Eukaryota; Metazoa; Arthropoda; Insecta; Lepidoptera; Crambidae
Source: the annotation of a GenBank genome assembly
AGCGACUUGACAGAUGAUGUGGCCUAACGUUUUGUGAAUUUUUAUGAAAACUAUAAUAUUAGAAUGCGAAAAUGAAUAAGCUAAAAUUUCUUUUAUUUAUAUUAUUUGUAGCACCGUACGAAUGUCGUGUACCAGACAAAGUUUUUUGUAUUAAUGAUAAGUGUACAGGUUUGUAACUGUGAUGAUGACAAUUUUUUUUCUUUCAAUUACUUUCUAACAUAUGAUUAUUGUUACAGAUCCUAUAUCCAAAGCGAAAACGGUUUUAAAUUUCAAUAGUGGUGAUGCAGAUUUUAUAUCCUUCCCUGCUAAAGCCGACGCAUUAGUAUACAUGAAAUCGGCUGGUUCUAAUGCAGAUAUCUGGUAUGCUAAUGUUAAUGGAAAAUUUGGAUUUGUUAACUCAAAAUUUUUAAGAGAACACAAAAUACUUAAGAAGAGUUCUGAAUUAAUUGUUAUUCCUUUAGAACCUAGUCAUUUACAACCUAAUGUGCAGCCGAACAAGGUCCAACAACCACAUGAAGUAAUUGACGGGACAACUAUUUUUACUACUGAAGCAACAACAGAUGUAACUCAACCUGAAAGCUUCACUGAAACACCAAACCUAUCCAAUGAUAAUAUAACCCCAACUUUAAUAAAUGUUACACCAGAAACUUUGAUUUCACAAAUUGAACAAAAUGAAAUUACUAAUGAUGCUUUUGAUAAUUCUGAAGACAAUGUUAACAACUCAAUAAGCAGUGAAACUAUUAAUAGCUCUGUGAAUGUUGAAAAGAUUAAUAACACACCCACAAUUACUUCGGAUAAAGAAAAUAGCCCACAGAUUGAUAAUAAUAAGAAUGAAAAUGAAAAUAUUGUUAGUGACCAACUCACACAAAAUGAUUUAGUUGAACAAAUAUCUAAAGGAGAUGAAACUGAAAACAUUCAAAAUGAAAUUGCCAAGUCUUUUCUACCCCAGGCUAUUGUUUCAAGUACUAGUGAAAGUCCACUUAUAGAUAUUGUGAAUAACAUCCCUGAUCAAGUAGUAGAGGAAAAUGUAAACAUGUUAACCAAUUCUGAAGCAGCUGAAAAAUUACCUGUGCCUCAGGCUCUCAUUUCUAGUACCAAUGAAGAAAUUCCAAUUUUAAUGGAAUUAAAUGAUGGACCUGAUGAUCUAAAUCUUUUAAAAAAUACAUUAACUGAAUCUGAAACUACUGAAAAAAGUGAACAAAAUACAUCUUCAAAUAUAAUGAAAGAUGAUGAGACUCCACAACUACCUCAAAAACCUGCUGAGACUAAUGAUGUGCCUCAACCAAGUAUGAACUUACAACAAACUGAACUUGAAAAGACUGAAAGGAAACUUAACAAGUAUACUGAAGAAAUUGUUGAUAAUAUAAAUGGUAUGAACUAUGAAACUCAAAACAAUGAAGAAAAUACACAAAUUGCUCAAGAACCUUCACCACAAACAACUAAUGAACAAACUAUACCAGCUCAAAAAGAAAAUUCCCAUAAUUUUACAUUAAUUAAUGAAACAUCAGAAAAUAACAGUCAAGAAACUCAACCAAUUAAAAUAGAAGAACCAAAUGUUACCUCUGAAGUUAAUGAUAAGAUUCAGUCAUCAACAGAAUCAAAUCUAGAUACCACUACUAGCAAACCUGAAACAUAUGAUACUAGUCCAGCCCCUCACUUUAUACCUGACAGCAGUCGAGUAUAUCGCUAUUCUACAGAAGCUCCACCUUUAGAAACACCAAAAGAAAUAAGCUCUUAUGAAGCAAUUAACCAAAAUACAAUUUUAAGUCCUAAUAAUGAUGAGGUCUCAUACUAUUUUGUUACUGAACAACCCACUGAGCAAACAACUGCUUCAAACACUAUUGACUAUAGUGAAUCUGUUGAAUCUAUUCUAAAUGACAUCCCUGGACCUAGGACAGAAUCAACUGUCGAAACACCUGAAGAAGAAAAUACAGAAAAAGCUGAAAGUAUCUUUUCAAAUAUAUAUUCAACAAUGUCAGACCUUUGGUCUGCUAGCACUGAAGAACAAACUACAGAAAGCUUAUUCAAUACAGAAUAUAGUACUUCCAGUCCAGUAAUUGAAAAAGAAUCAGUUGAUGAAGGUUUCUCUUUUAUUAAAUUAAUCAUGGCUCCAUUUACCAGCCCUUCAGAAGAAUCCAAAGCAAUUUUUGCUUCUGGGGGACAGGUCUGUUACACUGGGGACUAUUGUGAUGGUACUUCAAAUGAGAAAAGUAACCGGUUAUUGACCUUCCUUGUAACCACCGCUAUCUCAGUUCUGCUAUUCACACUAGGAUACUACUACAUAGACAAUAAAAGACAGGAUGGAAAACUUAUUGCUACUAUAAACACUCUACAGAGGGACUUACUUUUCACUAGUAAGGAGUGUGAGAUCCUUAAAGAGGAGCUUACAACUACUAAAACUAAGCUCGCUGGCAUAGAAGAAAGUUCUUUUGGCAUGGAUGACAUGGUGCAAUCAUUGAAAGAAGAAAUCAAUGAGCUGAAGGCUCAGAAUGAACGAUUAAGGAAAUCCUUGGAUGACAAUGAAAAGUUGCUUAGGGUUUCUGAGAACACUGCUGGUGAACUGCAAAAUACUCUAAGUGAGGUUGAAAAUACACUCAGUGAGCUCUUGGCUGAAAGAGCUAAUUCUGAAGAGCAAAUUGCAGAACUGAAUGGAAAGAUUCAAGCUUUCGAAGAGGAACUGAUUUCGGUGAGUCGCGACAGAGAUAACUACCAAUUGAAAUUUGUAUCGGCUGAAACUGCUUUGGAGGAAGCGAGAAAACAAACUAAACGGCUCAACGAGGUCACCCAGAAGUUGACGGACGCCACUAACACUAUAGAACUACAAAAACAUGAAAUAAUUGCAUUGAAGGAAGCUAUAAAAGAAUUAAAGAGUGGCACAUCGUCUAAUGUAGAUGUUACUUCUUUCAUUGACCACACUGAGAUCAAAGCAAAACUGUCCAAGGCUUUAGAAGAAAAGGAAUCAUUUGAAAAAAAGUUUGAGGUGGAGUACAAAGAACGCACACGAUUAACAGAAGAAUUGCAGGUUACUCGAGAAUCGUUACAAACAACCAGCCAACAGGCCACAGAGGCCUUAACUAGACUAGAGGUCCUCGGAAAAUAUUUCCAGGAACGAGAAUCUGAACUUAUGAAGUGAGUACAAUAUAGAUAAGUAUAUGUAAGUCUCAUUUCAACUAAUCAAUAAUUACAAGCAAAAUUCUUAUUGUGAUAUUUUAAACUUUUAGAGAACUCACUGCAAAGGAGUCUUUGUUUUUGAGUAAACAAGGUGAGUCUGUCAGUACUGUGGAGAAAAUUGAAUCGAUGCAACAAGAGGUUCAGAGAUACAAGUAAGCAUUAUAUUAUAUUUUUUCAAUCUAUUAUAUCAAAUAUAAAGUACCUACAUAAAUUAAACAAAGUAGGUAGGUUACAAGGAAGUAAUUUAUGCGUGCGCCAUUUUUUUCACG